CAGAUUUUUGACUUGCAACUAAUUUAUAAAACCAAUUAUACUAAAAAAAGUUUUCUUUGUCAUUUGAAAAUCAUUUCUCAAAAUUAGAAUAACUAAACAAAUUUCUAUACAAUUACUUAAAAAUUACAACAAAAAAACAAAUUCAGAAACAAAAGUCUCAAUUCGGUUGGCAUUGAUAUUCGAAAUUUAUCGUCAUGUCCAUCGAAUUACCCAAACUACGUGUUAGGAAAACCGAGCUCUACGCAUGCGAAUUCGAAAUUAGCGCCAGAGUGCCACGCGAGCUCUUCAACCAAUAUCUGGAAAAGGAAAUCAAUCAGCUCGGUAUCCGAGGUUGGGCUCAAGAGGUCGAAGAUGGAUGUAUCAAAGGUCGACUUGAGGGAGAGAUCAACAAAUUGGAUCAACUCAAAGUUAUUUUGAGAAGUUCUCCGCAAUUUGGUGCAAAAAUUAUCGGUACGGUUUUCGGUGAAUUGAGAAGGAUCAACAAAUACACGGCUGUAAAAUUCGAGGUCAUCUGCUGAUCGUUUGAAAACACAUAUGUAAAUCGAAAUAAGAAAUAUUAGUAAUCAUGAAUGUGUUUUUGAAUGUAUAUAGUACAUAUAUGUCACCUUGAAUGCUUCGCGCUCUGCUGCGAUACCAACAUUUUCGAUCGCUAUUCGCAAAUAAUCUAUAUAACGCGAUCAUUCAUUGUUGAUGUCGAAAUAGAGCACGAAGUGUAGAACUGUUUUUGCCAAUAACCAAAUUAUCCAUAGAAAUAAAAAAAUGUAAAACCAAA
Zeugodacus cucurbitae (melon fly) is the source of this 772-nucleotide messenger RNA. Its product is annotated as acylphosphatase-2. Bases 195 to 518 code for a protein of 107 amino acids. The record is from RefSeq and is a predicted model, not a curated record. The transcript is spliced from 2 exons. Lineage: Eukaryota; Metazoa; Arthropoda; Insecta; Diptera; Tephritidae.